This is a messenger RNA of Lotus japonicus, 1719 nucleotides long. RefSeq lists its product as uncharacterized. The coding region runs from base 126 to 1538 and encodes 470 amino acids. NCBI's taxonomy places the organism in Eukaryota, Viridiplantae, Streptophyta, Magnoliopsida, Fabales, Fabaceae. Gene Ontology annotation, molecular function: protein binding. The record is from RefSeq and is a predicted model, not a curated record. The transcript has 12 exons.
CUUUUUCAUCACCAUUCACUUCCCACACCCACUCACGCACGCGGUGGAGUUUACUUCAGAAAGCGGUCACCACUCACCGCACUGGUUCUCUCAACACUCGUCGGCGCUGAACCAAAUUUCCAUCCAUGGCGGGCGUUUCGCUCAUGUGCGGCGACUGCGGCGUUCUGCUGAGGUCCGUAGAAGAAGCUCAGGAGCACGCCGAGCUCACCUCCCACUCCAACUUCUCCGAAUCCACCGAACCCGUUCUCAACCUCGUUUGCUCCGCUUGCUCCAAACCCUGCCGAUCCAAAACCGAGAGUGAUUUGCACACGAAGAGAACUGGACACACUGAGUUUACUGACAAGACUUCAGAGACAGUGAAGCCAAUAAGUUUAGAGGCUCCGAAGGUGGAUGCAAUGGCAGAGGAUCCUAUUGGUGCAACCACUGACCAAACUGAAGAGAUGAUUGUUCCGGAAGUUGACAAAAAGCUGCUCGAAGAACUUGAAUCAAUGGGGUUUUCAACCGCACGAGCAACACGGGCGCUUCAUUAUUCUGGUAAUGCUGGCCUUGAGUCUGCUGUAAAUUGGAUAGUAGAGCAUGAGAAUGACUCUGACAUAGAUCAGAUGCCCUUGGUACCUGCCAACACCAAAGUUGUUGCCUCUAAACCUUCUCUUACCCCUGAAGAAUUGAAGGCCAAACAACAGGAACUAAGGGAGAGGGCUCGCAAGAAGAAAGAAGAGGAAGAGAAGAGAAUGGAGAGAGAAAGAGAAAAGGAGAGGAUUCGAAUUGGCAAAGAGUUGCUGGAAGCAAAGAGGAUUGAAGAAGACAAUGAGAGAAAACGAUUGUUGGCUUUGAGAAAAGCAGAGAAAGAGGAGGAGAGAAGGGCUAGAGAGAAAAUCAAGCAGAAGUUGGAAGAAGACAAGGUUUAUACUUUUUCUAAUCAUUUUGUUUUACCUCUUGUUCUGUUGUUGUCAACACUCUUCUCUUCUGUUUUAAAUUAUCUUUCCCAAUCUAAUUACAAACGGUUGCUAUUUGACUGUCAAGUCAGGUCAAUGACAUGUAGAUGGAUUUAUAUGAGCUCACACCUUUUCUCUAUUUAUGACAGGCUGAGAAGGCGCAAACUUGGAUUGCCUCCGGAGGAGCCAUCAGCAGCCAAACCUUCAACUGUUGUAGAGGAGAAAAAGAGUUUUCUGCCAGUUAGGCCUGCUACAAAAGCUGACCAAAUGAGAGAGUGCUUGCGUUCUCUCAAGCAGAACCACAAGGAGGAUGAUGCCAGAGUAAAGAGAGCAUUCCAAACUCUUCUAACUUAUGUGGGGAAUGUUGCCAGAAAUCCUGAUGAAGAAAAAUUCAGGAAGAUUCGUCUUAGUAACCAAACUUUUCAGGAUAGAGUUGGUGGCUUGAAAGGAGGGAUAGAAUUCCUGGAAGUUUGUGGGUUUGAGAAGAUCGACGGGGGUGAGUUUUUGUUUUUGCCUAGGGACAAGGUUGAUAUUGCAGUCCUGAAUUCAGCUGGGUCUGAACUGGACUCUGCAAUAAAGAAUCCCUUUUUUGGAGUUCUUUAGUUGAGGCAAUUGCUAUAGUCACUUGACAAUUACGGUUUGAUGUUUCAAGAUGAAGUGCUAUAGUUUGUUCAUUACAAUUCCUCUUUUAUUUACUCAGUUACAAGGUAUUUGUAGAGAUAUUUUUGCUUGUGUACCAUAUAAUUUCUUGCGGUUCAUAAAAUUUGGUUUCAUGACUCGAGAA